AUGGCAGAGGCAGUAGCUGGGGCGGUUGUCGCUGAGCAGGUCGUCUCAACCAGCCUCGAGGCAGGAGCUGCUGUUGCCGUCGCGCGUCCGACGCAGCCUUUGAAGGUUUCUCUUUCUCAGAUCGCCACCACCCCCACCGAUGAUGCCUCCCUCUCUCUGGCACGCUCUCAUCACUCAGUCACCGUCAUCAAUCACAAGGCCUGUAUAUUCGGCGGAGAGACGGCCGAUGGCCAAUUGUGCACUACCGAUUUUCACGUCUUGUCUCUUCCAGCCGUGACCAACGGCGAGCCCGUGGCGGCGUACGCCUGCUACCCCGCCUUUGCCAUGCAGGAUGUAGAGACUGGCAAGACUUACAUCCCUGCCCCACGGACGAAACACGCGGCAUGUGCUCGCGGUCAAUUUGCAAUCAUUCACGGCGGUGCUGAUGCCAACGGAAAGCCCAUUGAGGAGACCUGCUUGUGGCUAUGGGACUCGGAGAGCUUGAAGUGGACCAAAAUCCAGGGAGCGAGCCAGAUCGGCAAGACGCUCACACCCAGAUUUGAUCAUCACAUUUUCUUCGAUCACGCCCAAGAUAUUCUGGUCCUCCACGGUGGGCGUACUGCCGCGAAUCAGAAGGCCAGCACGGAGACCUGGCUGUACAACUUCGACACACUGGCUUGGACGGAAUUGCCAGCUGCCCCGGAAGCACCUACUGCAGCUGCCUUUGUGGACAAUGUCCUGUACACCAUCGGCACGGAUUCCGAUAUGAGUGGAGCUAUUCACUACAUGGACCUCAAGUCCAACGCCACGGACCGCGAGAAGCCGGAGGCAUUGGUCUGGAAGACGGUCAACUUCCCCACCAACCCUCUGGUCCCUGGACCUCGCCCCCGUGAAGGUGGCGCACUGCUGCCUAUCGACACCGGAGUUGGCCGCCACUAUCUCAUCUACAUGUUUGGCAAGGAAGAAAGAUCGGGCGAGAAGGACUACCACAGCGAUAUUUGGGCAGUGCAACUUCCAACCCACGGCUUUACCGCGGCAGCUGUGAAGGACGCGAUCCGCGACAAGCUGCCUCGCGUAGAGUCGGGCGAGUUCAGCUGGGCCGAGGUGGAGCUCGUGCCAACGGAGGAAGUAAAGACAGAGGGAAAGGCCCAUCCGGGUCCGCGUGGUUUCUUCGGCGCUGGCUCCGCAAGCGGGAAGAGUCUCAUCUUCUGGGGCGGUGACAGCGCGAAGGGUAAGGAAGGUGAUGGCUGGCUUCUUCAGGUACAGUGA
This is a messenger RNA of Colletotrichum siamense, 1248 nucleotides long. It is a transcript of the gene tea3, whose product is annotated as Tip elongation aberrant protein 3. Gene Ontology annotation, molecular function: protein binding. The record is from RefSeq and is a predicted model, not a curated record. The transcript is spliced from 2 exons. Bases 1 to 1248 code for a protein of 415 amino acids. Lineage: Eukaryota; Fungi; Ascomycota; Sordariomycetes; Glomerellales; Glomerellaceae.